This is a messenger RNA of Anneissia japonica, 441 nucleotides long. RefSeq lists its product as uncharacterized. Lineage: Eukaryota; Metazoa; Echinodermata; Crinoidea; Comatulida; Comatulidae. The transcript is spliced from 2 exons. The record is from RefSeq and is a predicted model, not a curated record. The annotation marks the transcript as partial.
ACUCAAAUUGUUUACACUUCUACUACGACGCCGGUCGGUUAUGUGUCAACCUUCAAUAAUCAAUGGAUACAAGGUAACAGGAAAGCUACUAAAAGAGAGCAACAUGCAGCCGCAUCCUCUACAAAUUCCGGCACACCUGCUACCAGAGAACUUCGUUCCUUUGAACAGACACUUACCUGGGGAUCGUUAGCAAAAGACACUGCUAAGUCUUACAUCAAGCAAUGGACACAUUUUCGUCACUUUGUACGACGACAUAACCUACCGUUACGUAUGCCAUCAACCCAACAAGCCUUAUCCCUUUACGUGUGCUAUUUGAUAAAAUCUGGACUUGCAGUCUCUACCGUUAAAACCUACCUUAGUGCAAUUUCAUUCAUGCACAAGAUUUCUUACAUGGAGGAUCCGACAGUCUCGACAAAAUUGACCAUUCUGUGUAGAUGAGCC